AUGUGCAAGAGGUUUCAUAAAUUGCUUUUGUUGGUGGCUAUUGUAUUGCUUGAAUCAGUGAUUUUUCCUCCCAAUUCAUGGGGAGCUACAGGUGAUGAGGCUGGAUGCAUAGAGAAGGAGAGGAAAGCCUUGCUUCAAUUUAAGGAUGCUCUUGGGGAUAAUAAUGGCCUUUUCCCAUGGUCUUCAUGGGGCCAUGGACAAAAUAGGAGAAAUUGUUGUCAAUGGGAGGAAGUUUGCUGUAGCAAUCGAACAGGUCAUGUAUUAAAGCUUGACCUUCACAAUGAUUUCAAACAACCGUAUUUGCAAGGUAAGAUUAGUUUGUCGUUGAUGGAGUUGCAAUACUUGAUGUAUUUCAACCUUAGUUUUAACCCUUUUGACAAUAGCUAUAUCCCUGAGUUUUUUGGCUAUCUAACCAACUUAAAGUACCUUGAUCUACGAGCUUGUUAUUUAAGUAAGCAAAUUCCAAGUCAACUUGGACAUCUUUCACACCUACAAUAUCUUGAUCUUAGCAUUAAUAAUUUGGAAGGCCCAAUCAUUUUUCAACUUGGAAAUCUCUCACGAUUGAGGUAUCUUGAUCUCUCGCGGAAUAUAUUUCUUGAAGGAGCAAUUCCUUAUAAACUUGGAGAUCUCUCACAAUUGCAACAUCUUGAUCUCUCUCACAAUAAUCUUGACAGAGAAAUACCUUAUCAACUUGGAAAUCUUUCAAACUUGCAGAGGCUUUUCCUUGAAGAUAAUAAAGCUUUGAAAAUUGAUCAACAAAAUGGUUAUGGAGGUGAGUGGUUGUCUAGUCUUACUUCUUUGACCCAUCUUAAGUUGGGGAGUAUAACCAAUCUCAAGUACUCUCACAACUGGCUACAAAUGAUUGGAAUGCUACCAAACUUGAAAGAAGUGGGCUUAUCAGGUAUUGGUCUUUCAGACCAAUAUAUCCUUUCAUUGCCCUCUUUCAAAUUCAAUUCCUCCUCUCUUUCUACAUUUGAUCUAUCUGGGAAUAAUUUCAUGUCAUCUGCAAUAUUCUAUUGGAUUUUAAAUGUUAGCCCCAAUCUUUUUAUGCUUGAUCUUCAAGGACAAACCAAGGUGAACAAAGCAUCUUCAUGGUUGACUGAUGUGCAAGACAAGGGACUUGGAUUGAGAGUCUGCGGUGAAGCCAUUAUGUUAUGUUAA
Prosopis cineraria is the source of this 1161-nucleotide messenger RNA. RefSeq names its product receptor-like protein EIX1. The transcript has 2 exons. The coding region runs from base 1 to 1161 and encodes 386 amino acids. Gene Ontology annotation, molecular function: protein binding. Lineage: Eukaryota; Viridiplantae; Streptophyta; Magnoliopsida; Fabales; Fabaceae. The record is from RefSeq and is a predicted model, not a curated record.